GAAAGGCUUAUUACAAUGGCUUUUGGUCAUCUGCUCAUGAUCUUCAUGGCCGUGCUGAUCUUCAACACAGCAUCCAUGUGCAAAGCCGAAAAUGCUGUCUCUGUGCAGACAGGAAGUUCUAUUCAGCUGGACAUACAGACUGACAAACCACCACAGUUUCAUACAUUGGUCUGGAUGAAUGAUAAAUCAGAAAUUAUUGUGACAUUCACAAAGGAAGAGACACCGACUCUUAAAAACAGUGUGGCUUUCAAUCAAACAACCUUCUCUUUAACACUGAAGAACAUGCAGAAGACAGACAGUGGACUCUACACAGCAAAAAUAUUUGGACUUAGUAACAAGGAUGUUGCUAAAUACAGAGUAUCUGUUAUAGAUGCUGUGGAGGAUCCUGUUCUGACUGUAAACUCAAACUGGUCCAGCAGUGACUCCUGUACUGUGAACUUCACAUGCAGAGCUCAUGACCUCAUGAUUCACUCCAGCUAUCAGAACAACAGAUGCUCUCCAGAGGAAGUGACAUCACAUGAGAACUACACUCUCAUCCUGUACUGCAGUGAGGAAUCCAUCAUCUGUAACCAUAGCAACCCAGUUAGCAGCAAAAAAGACAGAAUAGAGAUCAAACAGCUCUGUGUCAAUAAUAAAGAGAACAUCACAGGUGAUGACGAGACUAAGCCAUCUCUCCAGUCUUGGCCAUAUAUUUUGGUGGCAGUGUGUCUUUUUUUGGCAAUUACAAUAUUUCUAGUAUUUCUCUACUGCAAGUGUAAAAAAGGGUUCAGUGCUGAGAUCCCUGUGUUUGUUCAGACGGGAGAUUCUGUUCAACUGGAUAUACAGACACAGGAACUACCAGAGUUUAAUAUUUUAUUCUGGACAAAAGAUAAAUCAGAGAAUAUAGUUGUGUAUAUACAUGGAGUUAAAGUAAAUCCUCACUCUUCCUACAAGAACAGAGUUUAUUUCAAUGAUGAAACCUUCUCUCUCACACUGAAGAACAUGCAGAAGACAGACAGUGGACUCUAUACAGCAAGAGCAAGUGGAGAAUCAGAGAAAAAUAUUGUUACAUACAGAGUAUCUGUUAUAGAUGCAGUGGAAGCUCCAGUUCUGACUGUAAACUCAAGCUGGUCCAGCUCUGACCCCUGUAGCUUCACAUGUAAAGGAAGUAACAUUAUUAUCAGCUCCAUCUAUAAUAGUAGCAGCUGUUCUCCAGAAGAGUCUUCAUCUGAAAACUACAAUCUAAGACUGAACUGCAGUGGUGACUACAUCAUGUGUAACUAUAGCAACCCAGUGAGCUGGAAGACUGACAGAAAGAAGGUUAAUGAACUCUGCACUGUUGAUCAAGAAAUACCACAAGCUGAUUUUCAGUCAGUGCUUCCCUCAUGGUUUAUCUUCCUUAUUUGCCUAUUGACAACGAGUUUGUUGGCAUCAGUGAUCGGCUGGUGUUUCUACAAGAGAAAAAAAGAUCACUCCUACACCCCUGACCAGCAGAAUGACCUUACGGUCUAUGAAAAAGUUGAUGAGAAUAUUAAGCCACAAAGGUCGCUAAAUAAAUUGGAGAAAUCAAAAAAUACAUCCACAGUGUAUGAUACUUUAAGAGAACAUGGACCUCCUGAUGUCCAGACUUCACCCAAUCAUGACUCAGUGGAUCAGAGUGCAACACUAACAGAGAAGAGCCAGCCAAAUGCAGCAGCCACUAUCUACUAUACCAUUGAGAAGCAACCAAAAUCUGAAGCUGAUCACACCAUUUACGCUGUGGUCAAUACACCGCCAGAUGGGGAUGAAUCUGUACAUCCAAAACCGAAAUAAAGUAUAAUACUGGUCUUUUAAUGAAGCUGAACCCUUUCAGUGAUUCAAAUAACAGUGAAGCACUGUUGUUCUGAGUGUAAAUAAGCAGCAAAUACAUAAAUUGAAAUUAUUCAUGGUGAAUGUAAAUUAAUCUAAACUAGUUCGCCUUUCUUUUUUAAAUAAAAGCAGCAGUAGAUGUAUUUUUUAUGUAAAUGUGUUGCACAUGUACCUCAGACAGGAAUACAAAAUCUCACAUAGAUUGUUGUGGGAGCUGAACGAGGCCGCUGGAGCGAUUGCUAAUGAGAGACGAACGCAACAAACGCAUCGCGAGCAGCGGAACUUUUAUUAUGCCACAGUCGCCGGCGCCGCUUCCGCUCUUUCCAGUCAUGAGUAUGAGGUAACACAGCUCUGUUUAUCAUAUUAGAUACAUUUGACUGUGUUGAAAAUGAUGUUAUAACAUUACUCUGUGCGUUCACUCUGCGGCUGCUGUGAGACACUGUUGCACACUGCAGUAAGAUAGAUCGAUUUUAGUAUAUCAUAUUAAAUGCUGGAUGGGCUGUGUUGAUAAAUGGCAUUACUGUUACUAAAAAUAAAGCUGCAUCUGAUUGUGCUAUGUAAGCUACUUGACAAAAUAGUGUUUUUCUCUGAGGCAUGGUAAAGCAUGGUACUCGCAAAAAAUCAAGAAAACUAGAUUUAAACAAUAAGACUAAACGUGUUGCGAUAUAUAACAAUAAGUAGUUUUCUGUCUAUAAAUGAAUCAAAACAGUUGUUCUCUUGUCUAAUAAAACAUGCAAUAUAUUAAAACAU
This is a messenger RNA of Ctenopharyngodon idella (grass carp), 2577 nucleotides long. RefSeq lists its product as uncharacterized. The transcript is spliced from 10 exons. The record is from RefSeq and is a predicted model, not a curated record. NCBI's taxonomy places the organism in Eukaryota, Metazoa, Chordata, Actinopteri, Cypriniformes, Xenocyprididae. The coding region runs from base 16 to 1791 and encodes 591 amino acids.